UAGCAACCCCAAGCAGUCGAGAAUCAAUCAAUCGAUCAGAAAAAAAAAAUCAUAAUGUCCUUCCCAACCAGCCUCUCCUCCCUCCCUCAACGCGAGGCCAUCGUCGACGCGCUCUACCGCUGCGUCCUCGCCUUCGAUACCGCCGAUCUCCCCCUCCUCGAAUCGGCCUUCUACCCCGAUGCCACUUUUGACAUGAACGGAGCCGUCAUGGCUGGCGUCCCUGCCAUCCGCACCGGCUGUUACGACAAGGUCUCCAAGCUGGAUACCACCCACUUCCUGAGCAAUGUCCGGGUGAAUCUGGUGGAGGGUGAAAAUAAGGCCAAGGUGACGGCGUCGGCGCUGGCGCAACAUUAUCGUCCCGGUCAGGGGAAUGAGCCUGGUGCUACAAGGCUGAUGAGUGGGAGUUUGUACUUUGUUGAUGUGGAGAAGGAUGAGUCGGAUGGUGGAUUGUGGAAGGUUAGGAGCUGGAAGAUGAAGUUGGUUUGGACGGAGGGGGAUUGGGGGGUCAUGACUGAGAAUUAG
This is a messenger RNA of Aspergillus heteromorphus CBS 117.55, 522 nucleotides long. RefSeq names its product nuclear transport factor 2 family protein. Lineage: Eukaryota; Fungi; Ascomycota; Eurotiomycetes; Eurotiales; Aspergillaceae. The record is from RefSeq and is a predicted model, not a curated record. The coding region runs from base 55 to 522 and encodes 155 amino acids. The transcript has a single exon.